This is a messenger RNA of Anolis sagrei ordinatus, 1156 nucleotides long. RefSeq names its product spermatogenesis associated 33 (gene SPATA33). The record is from RefSeq and is a predicted model, not a curated record. NCBI's taxonomy places the organism in Eukaryota, Metazoa, Chordata, Lepidosauria, Squamata, Anolidae. Gene Ontology annotation, cellular component: cytoplasm; nucleus.
AUCAUUUUGUGACCUGUUUUGGGGGAAGCAAUUCAAGCAGGAGAUGACCAAGGAGUCCAGAGAAGGGCCACUCCAAUGGCCAGUAUAGAUGAUCUUUAUCAUAGGGGAGAUAUUUGCUUCUCUCCUCAUUCUUUUGGCUCUUCCACAGCUCCUCACAUGCAUCGCAACGCAGAGAUCAGCAAGCCCAAGGCGCCCAGUGUCCAGGAGCCAUCCCAUGCGCACUCCACUGGCCAGCCCUCCACAUCCCGAGCUGUGAAGAAGAUCCCCUCCCCUGGAGAAAGCGAGGAGAGCACCAAGGGGCAGCAUGCACAUGCCCGACUGCAGAAUUCCUCUUUUGAGAAAGUGGGCAGGAAGAAGCGCCCGAUCCCCAAGAUCAUCGUGACGGGGCCCUCGGAGGAGCUGAUCAUCAGCAGCCUCUCGGACGUCCUCCCCGAGACCAAGACCAUCCGUGACAGCGAGGACUACGGACCCUACACUGUCCACUCCAGGCCCAGCACCGUGGACGCCUACAGGAACAGGGACAGCGAGCAAGAUCUGUGAGGGACUCGCCAAGGUCAUCAAUCCACUUGGUCCUGGACCCCAUCCCUCAAUAAAUGGGAAAUCUAUUACCAAGGGGGUCCUUGGGUGGUUUCACAUUCCCCGAUAUCUCCGGCGGGUGCAGAAGGGAGGAACUGGAUGAUGCGCUUCCAAAUAAAUAUGUUUGGUUAAUGUUCCCCAGUCAGUCCCAGUUGAUUCCAGUUGACUCUCUCUGCUGCAGUAAGGCUGGGCAAAGGGAAGGCAAUGUUGGGCAAGUGGGCUUAUUAACAAAAUACCCUCCUCAUAAAUAUAUAGCAGAGUAACUUAUUAGCAGCAUCAUGACCCAUCACCAGUAGUCCAAAGUGAUAAAAAGAACAAAAACACACAGACUGUUAUCUCUUCCAUAGGAGGCUUUUCUUUUUAGCAAAAUAAUAUGGUUGCACUAUUUACUAGAAGAAGAUUUCCAUAAUACAAAUAAAGUUCUUUAUACUUCCUUCUUUGCUUCCACACUGGGCUUCUUUCUCAUGCCGAUAAACAGCUUCACUCUCACAGAGCCUCUUCUCACACUGAACUUUCACAGAAGCUUCACACACAGCAGCCUUCACACUGGAGCUUCACACAGUAGCUUUACACAGGAUGG